UUGCUGUUGGCUCGGCAAGCUUUAGCGUUGGUUGCUCAUAGGCAAAUAGCCUAGAAAGAGAGCUUAUUAUUACUCACGACGGCAACUAAUAAAGCUAGCUUGACUUUAUAAUUUAUGCUGAUGCCGCAAUACCCACCGUGUCUGUCCCCUUUACGAAGUCGCGUCAUAACGCCUUGUUAGCCCUUCCCGAUGCGUUGCUAUACGCUUUACUUUCUAAGCCUUCUCAGCUCCGCCGCACUACAUUUUUCUCCUCUCCGCUCCGGGACACCUUCUUACCGUUCCGCUGCCCUAUGCACUUCUCUAGUCCAAUGAGGAUGACCAUGAAAUGCCACGAAAGUUAUUGAUUUAAAACCCGUCUAUGUAACCGUAGCUCUAUAUUUUAUCAGCCUAAUCUGCGCAGGAGGUGUCGAUAGUGCUGGCGUCAGGUUUGGUUAAAACUACGCCCAGCGGCACACACCGCUCUCAAGCACACAACGCAUCGGGUGGAAAAGCACCACGUCUGCGACAGCUCUCGCGUCAGGAAUGAUGGGCUUGUUUUGCUGGAUCUUGGUGCUCGCUGCAGCAGCAACUGCUCUCGCCAUGACUCCACUUACCGAGUUCCUCAACGAACAAGUUGACUACGUGCUCCAGAGCGGCGAACUGUGCAAGUUCUCGGAGAAAGACGGCGGCUGCGACGAGCUCAGCGCCUCCAUCAAUAUGUGGAGUGACGCUGCGUGGUGCUGUUGUCCCCAAUUAAUCGACGGCUACGUCACCAAUCUGGACCAUGGCAUCCAGCGUACGGGCGACUGCGCCUUCGAUCCGCGCAACACGAGCGUGGCCGUGUGCGAAUUGAGCUUCGCCAACCUCGAGCUGCGCUACCGCUGGCUCUUGCUGAGGAGAAAUCCCACACUGGAGGGGGGCGAGUAUUUGGUGCAGCCAGGCGAACUCAUCGAAGCGGGAAACUUGACAGCCACGCUGACUGAAGGAUUGGGACUGCUGUUGCUGGAGGAGGAUGUCGAGGACGGCAUGCACUAUCACGCUACAUCCUUCGAGACGAGCACAGUCGAGAUUGGCAAGUUGGUAUUCGACAACUCGACCGUUAGCUGCAAUGGAGAAGUGUUCGACACGAACGAGGAGGCGUUUCAGGCCGAACUUCGAAAAGCGCUGGCUGAACGGAUCGUUGAAUAUGUCAGCGGUGCGGGGUUCCUCGACGCCUUCAACGAAGCGCUCGAGGUGGUGCAGUAGUUAACGCGGGAAGAUGUUCGCCGAUUUAAUGGAGGCGUUGUAUUCUUGUGCGUUGAAUUUUAUGCGCUUUCAUGUCGUUGGUUGCAACGCCCUCCAGCUGGGACGAAUAAAUUCAGUGGCUCGCGCUUUGUCUUCAGUGUCGUACAUGUCUUCUACAGCGCUUCAAAUAAAGUAGCACUCAAUAUGAACGGCGCUCGUACGAAAAGCGGAUAAGCCCCUUCGACUACGUCAGCACGACAAUACUGACGCACGAAAAGCUUGAGCCCUAAACACCAUUCCUAUUACUGGUAUUUAAUAUUUAUUAAGGCAAGUUUUCCUAUGUUGGCGAGCGCCCCCGU
This is a messenger RNA of Dermacentor silvarum, 1562 nucleotides long. RefSeq lists its product as uncharacterized. The transcript is spliced from 4 exons. NCBI's taxonomy places the organism in Eukaryota, Metazoa, Arthropoda, Arachnida, Ixodida, Ixodidae. The record is from RefSeq and is a predicted model, not a curated record. Bases 523 to 1224 code for a protein of 233 amino acids.